Messenger RNA from Solanum pennellii, 561 nucleotides. RefSeq names its product probable E3 ubiquitin-protein ligase HIP1. Gene Ontology annotation, molecular function: ubiquitin protein ligase activity. Lineage: Eukaryota; Viridiplantae; Streptophyta; Magnoliopsida; Solanales; Solanaceae. The transcript has 4 exons. The record is from RefSeq and is a predicted model, not a curated record. The coding region runs from base 1 to 561 and encodes 186 amino acids.
AUGAAAAACUUACUAUUUCUCUUUGCACCUCAGAUGGAGAGUUACAAUUCUAAUGGAGCUAUGAAUGGUGAUGGAAGCUCCAAUGCUCCGAUUUCUGAUAAUCGAGAGGGGGUGACAAAUGUGAUCAAUCCAAAUGUUCCAGAAAAUGAAGGUGGUGAAGUGCGAGAUAGUGAAGUUGAUAGGAGGAAUUUUAUUUAUCAAGAAGUUGUUGAACGGGCCAUAUCGGAAUUAGAAGAGCAUGCUCGUGCUGGAUUUAGAGCAAUACCUCCUCUGUUAAACAUUAAUUUGCAUGUAUAUGAGGCGGCCAAUUCAACUUGUUCUGAGCCGAAGGAGAAAUGUUCCGUCUGUUUGGAGGAGUUUUGUGACAAAGAAGAACUUGCUCGGAUCGACUGUGGACAUAUGUACCACAUGGACUGUCUAAAAAAAUGGAACUUGGUUGUGAACACUUGCCCCAUCUGCAGAAGGAGAGUGGCGGUUAUUUGCCAUUUUACAUUGAAAAUACGUGCAUACCUUGAUCGCUUGGCUGCAGCUAAUCAGCUUAGUUCGGGCUCAGUGAACUGA